Messenger RNA from Oreochromis aureus, 4175 nucleotides. RefSeq names its product zinc finger Y-chromosomal protein 1. Gene Ontology annotation, biological process: regulation of transcription by RNA polymerase II. The record is from RefSeq and is a predicted model, not a curated record. NCBI's taxonomy places the organism in Eukaryota, Metazoa, Chordata, Actinopteri, Cichliformes, Cichlidae. The transcript is spliced from 8 exons. The coding region runs from base 285 to 2528 and encodes 747 amino acids. Gene Ontology annotation, cellular component: nucleus. Gene Ontology annotation, molecular function: RNA polymerase II transcription regulatory region sequence-specific DNA binding; metal ion binding; DNA-binding transcription factor activity, RNA polymerase II-specific.
AUGACAAGAUCUGGCUCGAGACGUCCUGCUUUGCUUUCAGCGGUGUUCCUGAAUCAACCCCUAACCCCUCCUUCUCUUCUUCUCUCCGGCCCGCCCAAAUAACACAAAAUUCCCGACUGAAUCCUGCCCGAGUCUGGGGGAACCAGGCGGCCUGGGAAGCCGAGGAGCGGACAGAGGCAUCCCUGCAGCACGAAUCUGGUACGCGGCUCGUUUUUGUGCCAAAGGCGUCCGAUUUCAGAGCUGUGUUUGCAUUUCUGUCCAGUAACAAAUGCAGUGCGAGGACAAUGGAUGAGGAUGUCACCAGGCUUGCAAUACAUUCUGAAGAGCCUAAAAUAAUAUUGCACGGAUCGGAUGAAGGUGGUGCCGGCGGGCAGGAGUUUGUUGUGGAGCUUCAAGAGACUGUGUUGGUGUCAGAAGGCGAAGGGGAAGGCAUGGCGGUUCACAGGUUUGCCCCAGACGAGCUAGUGAUCCAGGAUGCUGUUGAGGAUGUGGUUUCCGAGUAUGUGCACUGCGAUGAAGAUGAAGAUGUUGCUGUAGAAACCUGUGUGAUGGCUCUGGACGGUGAGGAGGAAGGUGUUGCCAUGGGAGACAUCCCUGAAGAUGGGCUGGACCCAGAGCAGCAGGAGGACGAUGACCAAGAUGGCUGUGGAGAUUAUCUAAUGAUAUCCUUGGAUGAAGCUGGUAAAAUGGUGUCUGAGGAUGGAACAGAGGUGACAGUGGAAGGAGCUGUGGAGGACCAGGAAGUGGAGAAAGAUGAGGAUGGACAAGAGGUGAUAAAGGUCUACAUCUUCAAGGCUGAUUCUGGGGAAGAUGACAUGGGAGAAUCUGUUGACAUCAGUGACGGGGACACAGAGAACGUUGCGUUAACAGAGUCUUCGGGCCAUACGCUCAGAGAGAAGAUGGUUUACAUGUCUGUCGGGGAUUCUCAUCACAAUCAAGGAAACCACGGUGGGUCCAAGGUGACUGAUGAGGUUUAUAUGGAGGUGGUGGUAGGAGGCGAAGAGCCAGUAACUCACGACCGCUCGUAUGACAGCGUGUCUCUAAGCAAGGACUUCAUGCCUGUGGCCUGGGCAGCUGCUUAUGGUGCAGAAGAUAGCGAGAGCUGUGAGAACCGGAACGGUGCAGCCAGCGCGCUGCUGCAUAUUGACGAAUCGGACGGGGUGGACGAAAUCAACAGACAGCGCAACAAGACCAGGAGGCGGUCAGAGCCUCGACAAGUCCAGACAGCCAUUAUCAUCGGUCCAUAUGGUCAGCCCCUCACCGUUUACCCCUGCAUGCUCUGUGGUAAGAAGUUCAAAUCACGAGGCUUCUUGAAACGCCACACCAAGAAUCAUCACCAGGAUGUUCUGACCAGGAAAAAGUACCAAUGCACAGACUGUGAUUUUACCACCAACAAGAAAGCCAGCCUCCACAAUCAUAUGGAGGUGCAUGCUCUGAGCAGCAAGGCCCCUUUCGAGUGUGAAAUGUGUGGCAAGGAGUUCCACCAGCAGGCGGCACUAUUUUCUCACAGACUGCAGCACCACCACCGGGAGCCCAAGAGCCAGCCACCUCCACCACCCACCAAGAUGCAUAAAUGCAAGUUCUGUGACUAUGAAACUGCCGAGCAAGGGCUGCUCAAUCGACACUUAUUGGCAGUUCACAGCAAAAGCUUCCCCCACAUCUGUGUGGAAUGUGGCAAAGGCUUUCGACAUCCGUCGGAGUUAAAGAAACACAUGCGCACUCACACCGGCGAGAAGCCUUACUCCUGCCUGUACUGCGACUAUAAGUCGGCCGAUUCCUCUAAUCUCAAAACGCACAUCAAGACUAAGCAUAGCAAAGAGAUGCCAUACAAAUGUGAGCGCUGUUUCCAGACGUUCGCAGAGGAGGAGGAGUUAAUGCAGCACGGAUUAACGCACGAGGAGAAUAAGACCCACCAUUGUGCCCACUGUGAUCACAAAAGUUCCAACUCCAGUGACCUGAAGCGUCACAUCAUAUCUGUUCAUACCAAGGACUAUCCCCACAAAUGCGCCGUUUGUGGGAAAGGCUUCCACCGGCCGUCUGAACUGAAGAAGCACUCGGUAUCCCACCGUACUAAGAAACUCCAUCAGUGCCGGCACUGCAACUUUAAAAUCGCAGACCCCUUUGUUCUCAGUCGCCACAUCUUGUCAGUCCACACAAAGGAGCAACAGGCCUCACCUGAAAAGAGUGAGACCAAGAGGACAGAAACGCACGCUCCUGCUGUGACGCCGAAAAAGUCCGGGCCCAGCGGGUCGAGCGGCUCUGGUCCGCCGGCAAGAGUUAGCGCGGCCAGCUUAGCCAGCAGCGUGACUGUAGUUAUUGGCAAAGGACAAAAAGAAAGGCGGAUUUACCAGUGCCAGUACUGCGACUACAGCACCGGCGACGCGUCGGGUUUCAAACGCCACGUGAUUUCCAUUCACACAAAGGACUACCCGCACCGCUGCGAGAUCUGUUCGAAAGGCUUCCGACGACCCUCGGAGAAGAACCAGCAUAUCAUGCGUCACCACAAAGACGUGGUGCAGGCAGAGUGACUCUGACCGAGCCAAAUACUGUGCCACAGCAAAGAACAAUGUUGAAGCAUCCGUCAGACCCCGACCACCGCGCCCUCGGCACGUCGCCAUUCACAUUGAAGUAGUGCGGAGUGUGUGCUCCACUCGGUCCAUUCUGUUGUUUUGCUCUUUUUAAAUCCUCGGCCUACUGUUUGUUCAGAUAUGUAUACACGUGUACAUAACAUUAAUGCUCUGUCAGAGUUAGCAAACCAAGCCCCUCUGUAGACUCGCACUUUUAACUGCAUGUCCCUUGCUGGUGACAGUGUGCAUGGCAGAUUGUGCAGAUGUCUCUUUGUAGAUACACUUUUUUUUUUUUUGUUGUUUUUUUUGUUGUUUUUUUUAACUUUUGCAAAUAGCAAUCAGUUCUCAAUCACAAUGGUCCUAAUUAUUUGUCUUAAAAACAGAUGUGUAAUUUUAAAAAUGUUUGCAUCAUUUUCUUAAAAUGUACUUAACAGCAGUUUGGAUUAACAACCUGUUUCCAGUAGCACUUGGUAAAAGCGUGUGUGUGCGUGUGCGUGCGUGUGUGAGAGCGGGAGAGAGAGAGAGAAACAGAGGGAGCUUGAGGGACAAAAAAGCAGCCGUUGUGCUUCCUUUGCUCUGACCCGACCACUUUGUAACAUAAUGCUUCUUGGUGCGUUGACUAAACUCACAAAUACAGGCAGAGGGGGAGUCACUCUGAGCUUUGUCGGCAGGGGGGUUAUGAUCAUUGAUUUGCUACAAAAACACAGUGAGAAACUGGAUGCAUCAUGUUGGUGAAUAAGGUUUCACACGUGCACACAAAUCGCAAUGCUGUCACUUGCCCUCAAUGCUUGGUUAUCAAAUGUCCAAUAUUUCUGUUACAAGUCCAAAAGCAUACUGUACGUUGUUCAGAACAAGUGCCCAAAGCUGUAGAGAUGACACCCUCACUAACAGUAUUUUUUUAUUUAUUUUUUUAACCCAUUAAUGCUAUCUCAGAAGUUAAUUUGACAUGACUUUUUCACCCCCCCCCCCUUUUUUUUUUUUUUUUUGUAUUUGUGAAGAGAGGAAAAUGUUUCCUCCUCAAUUUCUUUUGAAAACUGAUGAACUGUUCAUACAAAUGAUUUUGUUUGUAUCGAUUGACAUAUCUUUUAAAUCACUGAAAAAGCGUAAUCUGCAAGUAUCAGUAUGCUACCAAUGUUAGACUGGGUUAUAAAAAGUAUGCCAGAUCAGUGUCCUAAUAUAAGUGUCUGGUCUAAAUGAGAGUUGAACAGUAUAUCUGGUGCUGCUGUUAUAAAACUGAACUCUUUGAUUUCUCCUACACAGAUGUACUUUUGCCUGUAGAAAGGGAAACAUGUAUAUCUUUUUAGAUGCAACUUCAGAAGACAGGUGCUGGUGGUGUACAUGUACUUUUGGCUUUUUACAUUUUUUUUUUUUUUUCUUUUUUUGUUAUCACCUGUGAUUAUCUGUUUUAUAUUUAUUUCAUUUACAAGUUGUUGUAUAGUUAAGUGUAACUAGACUUCUAUGGGACGUAAAUUAUUGUUUUGUAUACAGAUCUGUACAAAGCGUGUAGAUGUAAACACUUGAUUAAAAAGGAGAUCUCAACUGUGUUGUUAUGGAUGUACUUCAACGUAUUUGUUAAAAAAGAUAAUAAAGCAAAGUAUUUUAGCUGUU